AUGCGCGCUGGGGCGGCGGCGGCGGCAGCGGGGCAGAGCGGCGCGGGCAGCAUGGCCGGCGGGGAGCAGCGCGGCGCGCCCGGCGGCCCCGAGCGGGUGGCGCUGAAGAAGGAGAUCGGGCUGGUCAGCGCCUGUGCCAUCAUCAUCGGUAAUAUCAUUGGUUCUGGGAUCUUUAUUUCACCAAAAGGAGUUUUGGAGCACACCGGCUCAGUGGGACUUGCUCUCAUUAUUUGGGUGCUUGGCGGCGGGGUGGCUGUCCUUGGCUCGCUAUGUUACGCUGAACUGGGAGUCACUAUCCCCAAAUCGGGAGGGGAUUAUUCCUACGUCACAGAAAUUUUUGGUGGGUUAGCUGGCUUUCUGCUGCUGUGGAGUGCGGUGCUUAUCAUGUACCCGACCAGUCUGGCCGUCAUUGCACUGACCUUCUCAAACUAUGUCCUGCAGCCCGUCUUCCCUAACUGUAUACCCCCAUAUAACGCCUCCAGGAUCCUCUCCAUGGUGUGUUUACUCCUCCUGACCUGGGUGAACAGCUCCAGCGUUCGAUGGGCAACACGCAUUCAGGAUAUAUUUACAGCAGGAAAACUCUUAGCCCUGGCCCUUAUCAUUACAGUGGGCUUCAUACAGAUCUUUAAAGGAAACUAUGAAGAGCUGACACCAGGCAACGCAUUCAAUUUUUGGAUGACUCCAUCCGUGGGGCAUUUAGCAUUAGCUUUUCUUCAAGGGUCAUUUGCGUUCAGUGGCUGGAACUUCUUGAACUAUGUGACAGAAGAACUGGUUGAUCCCUGCAGGAACCUACCUCGUGCCAUAUUCAUAUCCAUCCCAUUGGUGACAUUUGUGUAUACGUUCACCAACAUUGCAUAUUUCACUGCCAUGUCACCCCAAGAGCUCUUGUCCUCCAACGCUGUGGCGGUAACUUUUGGUGAAAAGUUACUGGGCUAUUUUUCCUGGGUUAUGCCAGUCUCAGUGGCCCUAUCUACAUUUGGAGGAAUAAAUGGAUACCUUUUUACCUCAUCAAGGUUAUGUUUCUCCGGUGCCCGAGAAGGCCAUUUGCCGAGUUUGCUUGCCAUGAUCCAUGUCAAGUACUGCACGCCCAUCCCUGCCCUGCUUGUCUGUUGUUUGGCUACUCUUAUCAUCAUGCUCGUUGGAGACACAUACACGUUAAUCAACUACGUGUCAUUUAUCAACUACCUCUGCUACGGAGUGACAAUUAUAGGCCUGAUUGUGUUACGCUGGAAGAAACCCAAAAUCUUCAGACCUAUCAAGGUAAACCUCCUCAUCCCCAUCGCUUACCUGGCAUUUUGGGCAUUUCUGCUGAUCUUCAGCUUAUACUCUGAGCCAGUUGUCUGUGGCGUAGGACUCAUUAUCAUUUUAACUGGAGUGCCAGUGUUUUUUCUUGGAGUCUACUGGAGAAAUAAACCAAAGUGUGUAAAUAGGCUAAUAGAGUCCGUGACGUGCUGGGGACAGAAGCUGUGUUUUGUGGUCUACCCUCAGGGGGGAGUUGCCGAGGAGGAGGAAGCACCUUCGGCCCGCUCUCGACGACUGGCGAGCGAGACAGCCGCGAGGAAAUAACAACGCGGCUCCGAGGCUGAAGUGGCUUCUUGUUUACAUGCUGAUUUUUGCAAAAAGUUUUUCUGUAAAAGAAAGAAAAAAAUAUGGUUUUAGUGCUCCAGUAGUGAAGCCCAUAAAAUGAGCUACACCCUUUAUGGCAUCUGUAGCUUUUAGUUUUUCCCUAAAAAAAAAAAAAAAAAAAAAAAGAGGAAAAAAAGGAAAUAAAAUGUAAAAUGAGGUGCUGGUUGGUUUUUUCUGGCAGUGUACUUGCUCAGCAGGGGAAAGCAGCACAGAUACAGCUCUGGAAUACUGAUUUUAGCAGCCAUAGGAGACCAUCAGAGACAUACAAAUUUAGGCAUUUCAAGAGUGCAUUGUAUCUUCCAGUGCAAAAUCAAAGCGAAGAAAUCAAGAGAAAGCAAGGAGACCCUGGGACACCCAUCCCAGCAGGAAAAUUCCUGUUACUGUCCCUGGAAAGGGUGAAUCCCCCCGUAAUACAUGAGGUUUCAAAGUUACGAUCCAAAAGAUCAUCCCUCCACAUACCUGCAAGAGGACAGUGCGUCCGUCCCAGCACCCAAGCAGCGGUGUGGCGGGCCUCGCCAGCGGCAGGGUCGUUGCGUUGAACACUAACCUGCCUGGGCAGACCUCCAAGUAAAAAGUACAAAAUCAACAGUCUGCUUAACUCUUCAGACAUCAUUUGGUGACACAGAGAAAAAAAAUAGACAGAAGUAGCAAUAAAAUCUCAAGUGUCUCAAUUUUGAAGUGAUUUUGCAAAGGUGGAGCUGGGCUCCUGUGUCCCAGCUGGGGACAGGGCUCAUUGCACUGCCCAGGAGCUCUGCGUGAAGCUCAGCACAACCUGGAUGCAACAGGGGAGGACGGAGAUGCGGAGGGGUUUGCAGUGGGCUCAGCAGUGGGAACUCGAGGGGGACACAGGAGUGAAGCCUGACGUUUCUCCUUUGUACUGAACUGUCAGGUGAUGUCACGUUGCUUCAGAGACAAAUUCCCCAUUUCAACUAUUCUCAGCCAAGUAACAACCCUAAAUCAUUCUCACAUCAGAUGCUCUUCAGAAAGCGUUUUGCAUAUUUUAUUUGUGGCAAACACUAGAAAAAAAUCUAGUUCGCUUAUUUAAUUAAUAUAUAGAGAUUGUCUGCUGUAGCAAUAUGGCCACUUUCACACCAAAGAAUCUUUUGAAAAUGCAAAAUACGAGAACAGCUCUGAGCAAUAUUUUGAAUCGCUACUAUUCUUUUGCAACUUGUGAAAACAAAAACUUUUGAACGUUCAGUAGCCUUGGCAACAUCCAUGUGAAUUUAAUUUUAACAGUAUCUUUCUAUGUGUUGCAGGCCCUGGUACAAAAAUUAAGGGUUCAUUAAUCUCUUAGUUUGUCAAAUACCACGUACUCUACAAAGGUUUAAGAAUAGACUCAAAUAGACUCAAAAUAAGGAGUGAGUUCAAGAUACAUAUCUUUCCAACACAAUUCAUUAUUCAGAAGUAUUUUUUUUAAAUAUCUAUCCAUCUCUCUCUGAACUUUCAGAGGGUAGAUGCUAAAAAAACCACACAACUUACACUCUUCUCUUUGUAUAAGGCUGUUAAUCAUAAGAGAUUAUAAUAUAUAUUUAGCUAAAGAGAAAGGGGUGAGUUUGUAUGUACGUACGUACACAUGUAA
Messenger RNA from Phalacrocorax carbo (great cormorant), 3205 nucleotides. NCBI's taxonomy places the organism in Eukaryota, Metazoa, Chordata, Aves, Suliformes, Phalacrocoracidae. The record is from RefSeq and is a predicted model, not a curated record.